Messenger RNA from Hippoglossus stenolepis (Pacific halibut), 726 nucleotides. RefSeq lists its product as uncharacterized. The coding region runs from base 16 to 654 and encodes 212 amino acids. The transcript has a single exon. Lineage: Eukaryota; Metazoa; Chordata; Actinopteri; Pleuronectiformes; Pleuronectidae. The record is from RefSeq and is a predicted model, not a curated record.
UCCAGGCUAUGGUGAAUGAUGUUCUCCGGGAUUUUCUUAAUAUUUUUGUGUUUGUCUACCUUGACGAUAUCCUCAUCUUCUCUAAGUCUGAACCGGAGCAUGUUCAGCAUGUUCGCAGUGUUUUCCAGAGACUCGCUUUUCGUGAAAGCGGAGAAAUGUGAAUUUCGUGCCACAGAGGUAACGUUUUUGGGCUUAAUCAGCAGGGCUGGUCGUUUCCUGAUGGACCCCACCAAGAUCAAAGCAGUGGCUGAUUGGCCUAACCCCACCACUCGGAAGAGGCUUCAGCAGUUCUUGGGGUUUGCCAAUUUCUCCCGUCGUUUCAUCCGCAAUGAUAGCUCUGUGGCGGCUCCUCUAACGGCUCUCACCUCCCAGAAACUCACCUUCCAGUGGUCCUCUGCUGCAGAAAGAGCAUUCGGUGAGUUCAAGUCACGGUUCUCGUCUGCUCCCAUCCUUGUCUUUCCAGACCCAGAGCGCCAGUUUAUUGUGGAGGUGGACGCAUCGGACUCCGGGGUGGGAGCAGUCCUCUCCCAGCGGUCAGCAGAGGACCAGAAGUUGCACCCGUGUGCUUUUUUCUCCCGCAAAUUGUCACCAUUGUCGCCGAACAACAUUAUGAUAUUGGGAAUCGAGAGUUGUUGGCUGUCAAGAUGGCCCUGAAAGAGUGGAGGCACUGGUUAGAGGAGGUGGAGCAGCCGUUUGUGGUUUGGACCGACCACAAGAACCUGGAGU